Molecule: messenger RNA, 2005 nt
Organism: Pomacea canaliculata
Lineage: Eukaryota; Metazoa; Mollusca; Gastropoda; Architaenioglossa; Ampullariidae
Product: solute carrier family 23 member 1-like
Exons: 12
Coding region: 57-1943 (628 amino acids)
Biological process (GO): transmembrane transport
Cellular component (GO): membrane
Molecular function (GO): transmembrane transporter activity
Source: RefSeq, a predicted model, not a curated record
UACAUACAUAUAUAGCGGCUGUUACCUUGUCACAAUACUGUCUUGCAGGCCUACAGAUGAACAUUUGUACGGAGUUGGCAAAAAAGAUCAUGAGGAGUGAAGACGCACGCAAGGAACACAGCCAACACACAGCAGACAAUGGCAUUAUCAGUGAUGAGUGGAAUGAGAUCACUAGGGAGGAACACGAGAAAAAGAUGAUAUACGGAGUGAGAGAUGACCCUCCUGUAUAUACAUGUGCUGUUUACGGACUGCAGCAAGCACUGAUGUGUGUGCUGGGGACCAUGUCUGUGCCGUUCAUCGUCUCCAACGCCAUCUGUGCGCAAGAGCUUCCGGAAGUGCGUGCGCAGCUUAUGAGCAUUACGUUUUUCAUGUGCGGCGUGGCUACGUUGCUGCAGACGACCGUGGGAGUCAGGCUGCCCAUCAUCCAGGGAGGGUCGCACUCCUUCUUACCUCCCAUCAUCGUCAUGAUGCAGCUCGACAGGUGGCGUUGUCCUGCAAAAGACGAAGUUGGUCCUGACGACGAAGAACCUUGGCUGGCCCGGACACGAGAGAUCCAAGGCGGCCUGAUUCUAGCCUCCCUGACCCAGGUGCUGUUAGGCUGUUCUGGUCUGGUGGGCGUUGCCAUGCGUUUCGUUGGUCCGUUGACCGUUGCCCCAACUCUUGCUCUCAUUGGCCUGGGCUUCUACUCAGCUGCUGUCAACCAUUAUGCAGAAAAGCAGUGGGGAAUAGCUGCAUUCACGGCAGGCGUGUUGUUGGUGUGCUCACUAUGGAUGCACAAAGUGUUGUUGCCGGUACCGUCCUGCUCCAGACAGCGCGGGUGUCAUGUUAUCCGCUUCCCCUUCUUCACCCUCAUGUCGGUGCUCCUAGCCGUGGGGCUGGGAUGGUUGCUGUGCUUUGUGCUGACUGCUGCCGACCUCCUGCCCACCAACGCUACGUCACCAGCGUACUUCGCCCGGACAGACAUCAACCUACAUGUUGUGGACAGCACCUCCUGGUUCACCUUCCCUUAUCCAUUUCAGUUUGGUCUGCCCACCUUCAGCUUGGCGGGCUUUGUUGCCCUGGUGGUGCCGACUUUCUCCUCCAUCGUGGAGUCGGUGGGCGACUACUACGCCUGCGCCCGCGUGUCGGAGACACCACCACCGCCACCCCACGCCGUCAACCGCGGCAUCGCCAUAGAGGGUGUGAGCAGCAUCCUGUCCGGCAUGAUGGGAGCCAGCCAUGGUACCACCUCCUACAGCGGCAACAUUGCUGCCAUCAGCAUCACCAGGGUGGCCAGUCGGAGGGUGUUUCAGAGCGCUGCGGUCAUCCUGGUGCUGAUGGGGGUGGUGACCAAGUUUGGUGCCGUGAUGUCGCUCAUCCCUGACCCUGUUCUGGGUGGUCUCAAUGCAAUGCUGCUAGGCACGCUUGUCGGUGUCGCCAUAGCAACCCUAAGGUUCGUGGACCUGACGUCUCAGCGGAACCUGACGGUCAUGGGUCUGGCGCUCCUGCUGGGCCUGUCCGUGCCGGAGUGGGUCAACGGGUCCCCGGGUAGAAUCAACACAGGUAGUCCGGAGGCUGAUCACGCGCUAAGCGUGCUGCUGGCUACUCCCUUGUUUGUUGGAGGUAUGGUUGGCUUCAUUCUGGACAACAUUGUCCCAGGUACUCUCAAGGAAAGGGGCAUCACUGCAUGGCAACACACGACUUCUCCCCUCGGAGCCGAGGUCCACAACCACAGAGACAGCCCCAGCAACCGACGCAGCUCAUUGGUGGAAAGUAUUUACGACAUUCCCUUGGUAACUCGGGUUUUAAAGCGAUUUUCAGUCUUCAGAUACAUUCCUGUCUCACCGACAUUCCAGGGGGUCAGGGUGGCUGUACCCUGCAGAAAGACGCCAAAGGGAGACAACUCUAAGACCUCAGCAUCCCACGACAACUUGGCUUUUCGUGGUGAUGCGACUUCAUUUUAACUCGUUUUUGUUGGGCUUUACCUAGAUACUGUAAUAAGUACAAAUAAAAUUAAGUAAAGGAA